This is a messenger RNA of Acomys russatus (golden spiny mouse), 2056 nucleotides long. It is a transcript of the gene Brme1, whose product is annotated as break repair meiotic recombinase recruitment factor 1. The record is from RefSeq and is a predicted model, not a curated record. Lineage: Eukaryota; Metazoa; Chordata; Mammalia; Rodentia; Muridae. The coding region runs from base 215 to 2056 and encodes 613 amino acids. The transcript is spliced from 8 exons. Gene Ontology annotation, biological process: double-strand break repair involved in meiotic recombination.
GCCGGGUUCAUAUUGCAAGGCCUCAGGCCUUCGCAUCCCUCAGCGCCUGUUUGCCACGCGGUCCUCGCGACUGCCAAUGUGGGCAUUUCCCCAAAAGGUCACACAAAUGAUUUAGGCGAUUUAUUCCCCAUCAGAUCCAAGCUGACCUCAUCCCUACUAAGGACAGCGCGACUUCCAUAACUGCUGUGGCCCAGAUUUCUCAGGAAAAGAUAAAAUGAAUAAUAAGAAGAAGCUGCGGAACUCAGGGACUGGCCUCCAUUCCCCAAAGCCUUCUAAGAACCCACGGCUGACAGACUCCCACGGAAGCCCCCAGAGCUCCAUGCUGGUCCACUCACAACACUCCAGAGAGCCAGCCAACAGCUCAGAACCUGCUGCCUCUGCAGAGCAAGCUGGGGAGGGACCACUGCCCGAAGUUUCCAGCUGCCCUGUGGAGGAUGCAGGAGCCGCCUCUGAUCUCCCAGGGUCCCCAGAAGAGCUGAGCCCCCUGCCUCCUUCCCAGGGUCCUCAACUAGAGGACCUAGAACUAGGAAAGUUCCUCAGAGUGCUUCAUUAUCUAAGGCCAGGGUCGAAUCUUUUAUUUCCACAGGGAACAGAGCCAGAGCUGGGUGCCCUCCAGGCGGGCAGCCAGCCACAGGAAAAGACCCCAGGGUUCCCUCUCCAUGAUGCCAAAACACCAGAAGACCAUACAUGGGUAGAUGCUACCUGCUCAAAGGCGAGGACUAUCUCACCAGAUAUCGGAAGCCCAGAGAACAAUGGUUUUGAGAUGCAGAGGACCACAGUUCAAGACAGUAGUAGCCAGGAAAGGCACCUAUCAGAUGCUGAUGCUGAAGGGAGGGAGGCAGAAAGAAGAGUCCCACAGGAAGGAGGUGCCCAAGGAGAGGGAGCAGGGGACCAGCAGUCUGAGGAGCCCCAGGAAGGAGAGGACAUCCUCUACACUUCAGCAUCAGUCUCUGCCUCAGACCCUACCACACCAUGCCUAAAGACCUGGUCUGUGACCCAAGACCUCCCUCUCCCCACACACGUUCUCAGCAGCCCAGCAGAUGCCCCUCUUAUGGACAGUGUCACCACAGAUGAGAGCUUAGAUCCCUCUGUGCUGCAACGGAGGGCUCCAGAGGUGGCUGGGCUGCUGGGCUCUCUGGAUGGGCAGACCCCUGGUGGAGGCUGCUGUGGGACUCUGCUGGGCUACACGCCUCUUGCUGAGGAGACCACAGCAGGCAGAGAGGAAGCCAGCUGGGAGGAGAGGUCCCCUGGAAACAUCCUAGGGAGCUUCACUGAGGCUGCAGUUCUUGGGAAACAAGAGCUCCUGGUGGAAACUGGAGAGUCAGGCCAUAUAGCCCAGGAAAUGGGUCCAGGGGUCAACACCAAGGACCCUGGCUCUGAUGGACAGUUGCUAGGAGUGACAGAAAUGCAGCCUUUACAGGCACAGCCCACAAGCCAAAAGGAAGUGGAGUUAAGUAGCCUGGACUGCCCUCAAGACUGUGAGGGCCUCAGUCUGUCCCCUCAUGCCUCCUCUCAGCUAGAGCAUACUUGCUCAGCUAGUGACCUUCCCCAGGAGACCAAAGCCUGUCACAGCAGCCCAGACAUUCCCACAGACCUGGCAGGGCAGCAGCAGACAGAUGUCAGUUCCAGAGACCAGGCUGCAUGGCAGGAGUCCUCAACAAUGGAACUAGACUUCCUGCCUGACAGCCAGAUACAGGGUGCCUUGGAUGACCCCAAUGUGGAGGCCCGACCUGACCAGGAUUUUGCUGCAGGGGAUGUGCCAGGCCUUGGCUGCCCUGUCCCUAACCCAAAUGCUGUUGGAGGAUCCCCAAAGGCAGUGGCCAAACCUCAGCCCAGACCCGCUAUAGGGACCUGGGCCCAGGAGGCCUGCAGGAUGCAAGAUGCCACAGACACGGUGCGAGGCCUCGUGGUGGAGCUUUCCAGUCUCAACCGGCUGAUUAUGAGCACCCACCGGGACCUGGAGGCCUUCAAGCGCAGGAAGACCAAACCUCUGCCUUACCUGACAAAGGGGUUGGGGAGCCUUGCUAGAGGGGAUCAGGGCUGGAGGGACCUGUAG